CGAAGACGGCGGGUUGUGACCACAUGAUGUGUCAAUGUGGUACUGAGUGGUGCUAUGUUUGCUCCUGUUCUUGGGAGAACGUCCUCCGGUUCGGUGAUGUCGGUCACGCCACGUUCUGCAUCUACCACCCCAACAAAGUCAACCUCACAAAGGCCCAAAAAGAAAAGGCCCGUGCUCGCAUCAUGGGCCUCGUCCAUGGCGGCGAGGUCAGCGCCGAGCUCUCCAGGGCCAGGGAUGAGUUUCGCAAACGGCGACGUGAGGAGAUGAGGCCCAAGCUUGCGGAGGCUGCUGAGACGAGGCGCAAGAAAGCGAUGGAAGAGCAGGGUGGCGGCGGCACGCGCAAAUCGAAUAUGCCUGCUGCCAAGAAGAGGAAGGUGAAGUUGGUUGCCCCGUGGGAGGAGGGCGGUUGGACGAAGAAGACCCUGUAAGGGAGGUGGGCUGGGCAUGAAUUUCUCAGUUGACUCAAUGGUCUUGCACCACCGCCAUCUGGGUGGAAAGUGCUGGCAGGUCAUGCUAUGCUUUCAUAAAGGGAACAAGUGUGGGAAGUGGCGUUUACUACGGACAUGUGCUUGAUUCGGAAUGGAGUUUGGCAUUGUGAAUUGGCGAUUGGGCUCAGUUCAGAGCAGAGAAUGCAGCUUACUUCCUUCCAUGCUUUCAGAACCUCAGGAGGCUGGUUAGGGGACAAUGUGGCUUCUCAAGACCAAAGUCGGGUACGGACAGCUACGAGGAAACCAAAUUUCGCUGAGAAUAGCUUGGUAGUGCCCUAACGAAACGAACCUCAGAAUG
This is a messenger RNA of Cryphonectria parasitica EP155, 786 nucleotides long. RefSeq lists its product as uncharacterized. The coding region runs from base 24 to 428 and encodes 134 amino acids. The record is from RefSeq and is a predicted model, not a curated record. Lineage: Eukaryota; Fungi; Ascomycota; Sordariomycetes; Diaporthales; Cryphonectriaceae. The transcript has 2 exons.